Molecule: messenger RNA, 867 nt
Organism: Cladophialophora psammophila CBS 110553
Lineage: Eukaryota; Fungi; Ascomycota; Eurotiomycetes; Chaetothyriales; Herpotrichiellaceae
Exons: 6
Coding region: 1-867 (288 amino acids)
Molecular function (GO): oxidoreductase activity
Source: RefSeq, a predicted model, not a curated record
AUGUCCGAAAUUCAACUAGACGAGCAGAAAUUGGGAGAUGUCAAGGGCAAAGUUGCUGUUGUUACAGGCGGUGCGAGCGGAAUUGGAGAGGCUAUCGUCCGGCUAAUCCACAAGAAGGGCGGGUUCGUCUUCUUCGGCGACGUCAACGCAACAGCAGGACAGAGCAUCUCCAGUGAGUUGGGCGGGGGAGCUACCUUUAUGAGAGUCGACGUUCUCAGUUGGAAAGAGUUACGGGGUCUCUUUUCAGCUGCCCGAGAGGCGCAUGGUAGAGUUGAUUUCGUCUUCGCCAACGCAGGUAUAAAUCAGGCCGAAGUCUUCGACGAAGACAUACUCGAUGAGGACGGAGAGCUGGCCGAUGUCGGCCUUCCGACUGUUGACGUCGACCUCACUGCCGUGAUCAAGACAUCGCGACUUGCGUGGCAUCAUUUCAGACGAAACAGUCCUCCGGGUGGCAGUCUCGUCAUAACCGGCUCUACUUCCAGCUAUAAUGCAAGACCAAACAUUCGAGUAUACUCGGCAGCGAAGCAUGGAGUUCUUGGACUGAUGCGAGCUCUCGCGGCAGAUGGGCCUAAGUACAACAACAGCACUAGUUUGAUUGCCCCAAGUGCUACGGCUACGGGAAUUCUUGAUGUCACUGCUCGAGCUGCAUACGAGAGAUUGGGUAUACAGGUCCAGUCAUCGGACUAUGUCGCUCUAGGUGCCUUAUUCUUGGCUAGCAAUGGGCAACUGACGAAUGGAUACGGUCUCAAUUUGAUGAACUUUCGAGCGCUCGAAGUCGAAGGCAAGUUGGCAGAGCUGCAGCCUCAAUGGCAAGGCUUUGUGUACGAAUUGGCCGCUUCCGCUUCCAACAUCAGUUUCAAGCGAUGA